CCGCGCACGGCGGAGGACUACGAGCGGCUCCUCGUGACGGAGUGGAACGCCGCGGCGACGUGGAUCGCCUACGCGAAGCUCCUGGUGACGGAAUCGGACGCGACGGGCGCGCGCGGCGUCCUCGAGCGGGCGCUCAAGAAGAUCGGCUACCGCGAGGAGGCCCAGCGCCUCGAGGCCUGGGCCGCGCUCCUCGCCCACGAGCGGGACCACGGCGACGCCAAGUCGCUGAGCGCCGCGGUGGACCGGGCCACGAAGAACGCGGACCCGACGCGCGUGCUCCUCAAGCUCGCGGCGCUCCACGAGGAGACGUCGAACUACGACGCCGCCGACGCCGCCUACGCGCGCGCGGAGAAGCGGAGCCGCCGCCAGGGCGCGACGCCCGACGACGUCUGGCUCGCGCACUGCCGGUCGCGGCUUUUGGCCGGCGCGGCCGACGACGCGCGCGCGGUGCUCGACCGCGCGGUCCAGGCCUGCGCCGACGGCGGGCCCAAGGCCGAGGCGUCGCUCCUGGCCAAGUUCGCCUGCCUCGAGCUCGACGUCGGCUCCGCGGACCGCGGCCGCACGCUCUUCGACACGACGCUCGCCAAGUGGCCCAAGCGCGCGGACCUCUGGCAGCUCUACGUCGCCAAGUCGCUCAAGGCCGGCGACGUCGCUCACGCGCGCGCGAUCCAGAUGCGCCUCGCGGGCGUCAACCUCCCGCCCAAGGCCAUGCGCGCAGCGCUCAAGCGCUUCGCCGCCUUCGAGGAGGCCCACGGCGACGCCGCGUCCGCGGACGCCGUCAAGGACCUCGCGCGCGCCUACGUGCAGAAGCAGCAGGCGGCCAUGGACGAG
Aureococcus anophagefferens is the source of this 831-nucleotide messenger RNA. RefSeq lists its product as hypothetical. Gene Ontology annotation, molecular function: RNA binding; protein binding. Gene Ontology annotation, cellular component: nucleolus; small-subunit processome. The record is from RefSeq and is a predicted model, not a curated record. NCBI's taxonomy places the organism in Eukaryota, Pelagophyceae, Pelagomonadales, Pelagomonadaceae. Gene Ontology annotation, biological process: rRNA processing. The annotation marks the transcript as partial. The transcript has a single exon.